GACCCGAAGGCUAGCAGUGACAUCAACGACAACGACUCCGAUCCGAUGCCGAGAGAUAACGGUGAUAACAAACAUGGGACAAGGUGCGCAGGAGAGGUCGCUGCUAUCGCGUUCAACUCCUACUGUGGAGUUGGAGUCGCCUAUAAUGCUUCAAUUGGAGGAGUGCGUAUGCUGGACGGAACUGUGAGUGAUGCGGUGGAAGCCAGGGCUCUGUCUCUGAACCCCAACCACAUCGACAUAUACUCGGCUUCUUGGGGACCAGAGGAUGAUGGCAAGACUGUGGAUGGUCCGGGGCCUCUGGCCACCAGGGCGUUUCUCAGUGGAAUAACUACGGGUCGCAAUGGAAAAGGAUCCAUUUUUGUGUGGGCAAGUGGAAAUGGAGGAAAGCAUACCGAUUCCUGUAACUGUGAUGGCUACACCAAUACAAUUUAUACCCUUUCCAUAUCAAGUGCUACUCAAGCAGGAUAUAAACCAUGGUAUUUAGAAGAAUGUUCCUCAACUAUAGCUACAACAUACAGUUCCGGCAUUCUGGGUAGAGAUAAGAGCGUAGCUUCUGUGGAUAUGGACCCCAAGCUCCGCCCAGAACACCUCUGCACGACUGAACAUACGGGUACAUCAGCUUCUGCACCACUUGCUGCCGGAAUGUGCGCUUUGGCACUUGAAGCAAAUCCUGAUCUGACAUGGAGGGACAUGCAGCAUAUAAUUGUGAUGUCAGCGAAUCCGAAACCUCUAAGCAAAGAAACUGGCUGGAUAACCAAUGGAGCGCACAGAAAAGUGAGCCAUAAAUUUGGAUUUGGUUUGAUGGAUGGAGGUUCGAUGGUGGAACUGGCAGAACAAUGGACAACUGUACCAACUCAACACCUAUGCCAGACUCCAGAAAUCCACGAGAAUAAAAUUUUGGAACCAGACUACGAGAGUGAACUUUCUGUUGGUACAAAUAACACUGGCUGUGAGGGUACCCUCAAUGAGGUACGAUACCUGGAGCACGUCCAAUGCCGACUCACGUUGAAUUUCAGUCCAAGAGGCAACCUGCGGAUACUCUUGAAAUCUCCUCAAGGCACGCCUUCAGUGCUCCUCUCGCAGAGACCCAGGGAUGUCAUUUCUUCCAAUUUCGAUUCUUGGGCAUUUCUCUCUAUCCAUUUUUGGGGCGAAGAUCCCAGAGGUGUAUGGACCCUAACUAUAAUCAACGCUGGGCCAAGAAAAGCUGAUUCAAAUGGUAUUUUGAAGAAAUGGGAAUUAUUAUUUUAUGGAACUGAAACAAAUCCGAUCAGACUGAGGCCACCAUCUCUUCAAAUGUUCAAAAAGAAACAUCCUGCAACAGAAGAAGAAACAAAGGUUGUAGGAGAAAACUAUGAGGAUAAUAAUAUUGAAGAUGGAUUGGAAAUUGUCUACGACUGUCAUGAAGAAUGCGACAAAACAGGAUGUUAUGGUCAAAAAAACACACAAUGUAUUUCGUGCCUGCAUUUCAAAUUGAAUAAGAGAUGCGUGGCAGAGUGCCCUGAAGGUUAUUAUAGCAGCGGUAAGGAGUGCCUCGAAUGCCAUAGUGACUGUCUCUCAUGCACUGGACCAGGGAGAGACAGUUGCCUCACCUGUGCCUCUCACCUCUUCUACGUCACUGACUUGGCGCUUUGUAUCACUGCCUGCCCUCACACGUACUAUCAAGAUACCGAAAAUAGAAAGUGCUUGAGUUGCUCCGAGAACUGUGCAACUUGUCAAGAGAGCCCGAACCAAUGCACUUCCUGUGAAGCUCAUCUAGUCUUUUAUAACCAUUCUUGUUUGCCUUCUUGUCCAACAGGAACAUUUGAAAACAGACACCAAAGGUGUGUAGAAUGCCAUCCUUCAUGUACAGCAUGCACAGGGCCUAAACUGAAAGACUGCAUCAUGCGACAAACAGAGAUGUUCUGCUCUGAUGGAAAUUGCUCACAAUGUCCUCAAGGAAUGAUCAGGCAGAACAACUCAUGUGUUACUGCCUGUGAUAUUGGGUGGUAUCGAUGGGGAAACGUUUGUAAGAAAUGUUGGCCUGGAUGCACAUCCUGCUUCGGAGGUAGACGAGAUGAAUGUAUCAAGUGCACAGAAGGAAGAUCACUGGCGCGAGGUCAAUGCCGCUUACACUGCCCUCGUAACAUGUACAGUACUCCACAUGGCUGCGCCAACUGCCAUCACUUCUGCUCGACUUGCAACGGUGGAGGAGCAUACGCUUGUACAACAUGUGCCAGACAGAGGUACCAAGACGACAGCACUGGCCUGUGCUAUUCUUGCCAUUCAAGUUGCAGCGAGUGUGCAGGACCGGGGGCUGAGAAUUGUACCGUUUGCGAUAAAGGCAGCUUACUCCACGCUGGCACUUGCAUACCAUCGGCUUCUUUAUCGCAGCUUUCAGUUAGCCAGCUUAAAGAAAUGACUCAUUCCGCUGCUGCUGGUAAGAGGAGAAGCUAUGAAAUGUUUACUGCCGAAGAACCUCAGUAUAGGAGAACUAAACCGCCCGAAUAUUCACCAUUUGUCACUGUUACGAUUAUUGCCGUCAUAGCUUGCCUUGCAAUACUUAUUCUUUUCGCUUUGUUAUUUGCUACGCUUCAAGUGAGAUGAGAUCCGGUCCGAGAGGUCAUACGUGGCUGGUUCGUCGAUCCAAAAAAGAAAAACACAGCCACGGAACAAGUUACCCACAAAGUCUUAACUUAAAGCUGCUAUCUAUUGACCCAACCAACUCGUGGCCUUCUAUUGUCUUAACGUUAGAGGUAACAGAAAGGAAUCAAGCUCAGCAUGGUACUGCAAAAGCAUGUACCAUGUACCAGACUCAUUGCUAUCUCUAGGCUACUGUCCAUGUGAUUCAAAAUUCGAACAUGUACAUACCUAUGUGUAAAAAAAAAAAAAUAAUAAUAAUAAUAUGUCAGAUUCAACUGUAAAUAUUUCAUAUCCGUUGUAAAGCUGUGCUGUAUUUAUGAUUAUCUUUAACACUGGCUCUAAAUUAAAGUAUAAUUUUACCCUUUAUAAGGGGUUGAAUAUUGUGAUUGUAUAUAGUUAGUUAUAUGUGUGACCUGUAACAUUUUGGCAACAUCCAAUUCGCUUAAGUAACAUUGAGGAAAAACUUUUGUAAUUUAUAUACGUUAAUGGCAAAGGUAGCUGAUGCUGUUUACUUUAGGCAUGGUUGUAUAUUAUAUGCAUUUUAUAUGUUUAUAUUUGAUAUUAAUUUUUUUUUUGCUUAUAUCAAAAGCAUCAACCCUUUGGCCAUCCUCAAUAUGAUGUGUAGUUGAUACCUUAUGAGGAAGCAUUUGAUGUUUAAUAUUUAUCUAAAUUAGUAAUGGGUGUUUAUUUGUGUCUAUAGAUGCAUUGCAUAUUUACUUAUACUAAGUAAAUAUUUAAAAAAAAUUAUAAGUACAGUCGAACCUUCAAACCUCUAUAUAUAUCAAACAUGAAGAUUUCUUAAAAAAAAAGAAAAAUUGAAACUACAAAAUUUUGGUACUAGUUAACAGGUGGUUCAUCUUGUAAAUAAACUUUCAUUUCCCUAGUUAUUUACACCCAUAACUUAAAAUUAAUUUUAAAACAAAUCCCUCGGGCUCUGGAUACAACUUCUUCAGGAUGUCUUCUGCUGUUGAGAAUUUUUGGAAUAAAUUAAUUCUUAAGUGACAUUUUGUAGUAAGAAUUGAAGUGAACAUGAAAUUUUGAAAUGGUUGAAUAUACUUUGAAUGAAUUUGACUUAUCUUGGUAUUUUUUAUAUUCAUUCCUGAACAACAAAACUAAUUUAUUCUAACAAAAUAAUCAAAUACUGAAUAACAAUUAAAAAUUUCAUAAUUUCAGUAUUACGAUGAUUUGACCUUCCUAUUAUAUUCUUGAAAAAGGCUCCAUUAUAUAGCGAUGGGGUGACCAAGAGUUGUUACCAGAAACUUUCUUGUUCAUGUCCCAGGUUCAAGUAAUCCACUCUUCCUCUCACGCUGGUAUCCCUCUCCAACUCUUCUCUUUCCCCAUCAUCAUUUUGAGAAAUGGUUUUUAAAUUACCAUUUUGACCUAUUCUUAGAUUAUAAAUUAUUUAUUUAUCAGUAUUUAUAUUUAGAAAUCUUGUAUCCACUCUAACAAUCAUUUAAUAAACUAGAGCCUAACAAUCGUUAUCGGUAACACUCCGGUCUGCUCCUACCAAGCUCGUACUCCAUCUAUUCUUCAUUCACCAAUUGUUUAACAAGCAUUUUACAAUUUUCAUUCAACAACUUGUUCACAUCAAAACUGAAUCAAAUUCAAUUGAUUAUCAUUCCCUCUCUUAAUAUCACUUGAGUUUUUUGGGG
Molecule: messenger RNA, 4271 nt
Organism: Nezara viridula (southern green stink bug)
Lineage: Eukaryota; Metazoa; Arthropoda; Insecta; Hemiptera; Pentatomidae
Source: the annotation of a GenBank genome assembly